UGGAGUACCUGGAAAUCAGUCGCAUAUGGAGCUUAUCAGCGAGAGCGAUGUGGACUCUGAAACGGGGUCAAAAUAGUGAAACAUCCCGGGGAAUAUCGCUGGAUUUGUGGCUCCGAUAGUUUUGAAAACAUCCUUAUACUCCACUAACAGCACUGGAUGUAUGAAAAGAAGAUUUCGAGGGGAAUCAUUUGUAAAUUACUUUAUAUUUCGCCUGACGCUACCUCAUAAACAACGGCCUCUCACAGUCUUAAUGCUGUGCUCGCUUGAAAGAAAAGGAUGAAUGUUUGAUUCCUCGCCGCAUCGCCUUCCUCUCUUUUUCCCGGCCCGUGUGUGUUGGACCUGCUAUGGUGGACUCGAAUGCAAUGAGGAAGACUUUUGUUGUCCCGGACAUAAAGCCAUUGGAUCAGUAUGAUUUGACCAGAGCCAGAAUCUGCGCCAGUGUCGGGUGGCUGCUGGCAAAAUAUUACGGCAAUGCAGAGAAUGUCCCGGUGGAGCUGCGAGACCCGUUCUACUGUGACCAGUAUGAGCAAGAGCAUCUGAAGCCUCCCGUCACACGCCUGCUUCUGUCCCCUGAAAUCUACUGUCGCACUUACGGCCUUCUGCUGGGUGGAAGCCCGGGGGUCGAGGGCCCCCCCAAAGACAUCCCAGGCCUCCUACAGCUCCUGGCCAGAAAGGGCUUGGCACCCAAAGACCAGAAUGCUCCUGUGACAGAGGCUGAGCUCUGCCAGAAGCCCAUCAAAAUGAGUGCCCACUUGGAGUUGAUAGAUGCCUUAAUGACAGUGGGUGCCAUGGAGACGGUGAGUGCAGUCAUGGCGAGUGGCGGAUCCAAGCUGCUUGGUACAGAUGCAAGCUGGGACAGAGCCCUGCUGUGCUGGGUAAACCUGCUGAAUCAAAAAUUGAAGGAGCAAAUAGAAGGUACACAGACUGAUGCGUCUCGGCCUUGCUGUGAACCACAGCCUGUUCAGCCUUUGUGUCCCACCCGCUGGUACUGGAAACUUGUUCCUAUCCGGUACAGGAAGGACAGGAUGCAGUCUAAGCUCAAACCUUGUUUUCCUGUGGUGACUGAAGUGAAGGAUCUCUCAAACGGAUGUGCCGUUGCUGCUGUUAUUCACUAUUACUGUCCUGGUCUGCUGAGAUUAGAGGAUGUCUGUAUGAAGGAUGCCAUGUCUGCAGCUGACAGCCUGUACAACCUACAGCUGAUUCGAGAGUUCUGUGACAGCUGUCUGAAGAGCUGCUGCCCUCUAGUGCUGGAGGAUUUUCUCUACAGCCCAGAAGAAUUAAAGAUGAACAUCCUGAGCUUUCUGACAGACCUCUUGUAUUGGUUUGAGGUGUCAAAGCCAGAGUUUGUUCAGCCCCUGCAGGACUCGGAGCUUACUGAAACCUCUGGAAGGACUGAUAACGGCAACAGUGGAACCAGUAAUAGUGGUUCUCCCUCCAUCUUCAAAAAGCCCUUCCUGCCCAUCUCUUCCCCUGUGACUGCAGCAACAGGAUCUCUGACUCAGUCUACCUCAAUGUCUCACGUAGAGGCAGCUGGAGGAACAUGGACUAAGAAACCGCUCAGUCGCCCCCUUUCCUCUGCAGUGUCAUUUAGUAUACCUUUUGGUCUGGACAGUGAUGUGGACAUUGUGAUGGGGAACCCUGUAAUUACUCGAUCUGUCAGCUCUGACAAUCUCAACCCUGCUGCCCAAUCCAUGACACGAGUCCCCUACACUCCAUCGGAGGAUCUUAGCCACUUGCUGAGUAAGGACCCUGGCACCAAUGGCCCUCAGAGAGCUUCUUGGGCCACUCGGACUCGUCCAAUGCUGGCUGAGGAGAAUGGCAUUGAUGAGAGCGAGACAGGUGAGUUGCCCACCAUCGAAGAGGCACUGCAGAUCAUCCACAAUGAGGAGAAGAUGGAGCCGCGCCUUCACCCUGAUGGGGCGCCUGACGGUUUCUACCUGCAUUCACCAGAUGAUCCAGCAAAUUCCAGACACAAUGGCAGCCCUGUGGCUCUCAGCUCGUCAGCACCAUCACGCUCAGGAAUGCUCUACCACCAAUCCUCAGGAGUGCCACCAGAGCCUAGCCGCACCAGACACACCUCAGAAGGCUCCAGAGAUGACGACUCUGUGUUAAGAGAUGGAAGCGUGGAUUCUGAUGCUUCAGAAGACCUUCCAAAAACCCACUCUACCCCUGCCACACCCGCCUCUGGGCCUCGCAUAACGCAACCAUGUGGAGAAGAGACACCAGACAGCGGCGUUAGAAUGACCAGCUUCGCCGAACGGAAGAAGAAACUUGGUCCUGAGCAGGUACAGCCCAAUGAGCCACUGGCUCUGCAAAUGAUUACUUGGGCCAAGAAAUCAGAGGAGAGCCCCAGCAAAAGUCCUGCUCUUGGCACAGAGAUGUCAGAAUUGGGUGCGAGACUGGAGGAGAAGCGUAAGGCCAUUGAAGCUCAGAAGAAACGCAUUGAGGCCAUCUUUGCCAAACACCGACAGAGGCUGGGAAAAAGUGCCUUCCUACAGCUGAAAAAGGAGCAAGUGGACGAGAAUGGUGAGGAAGAGCAUCAAGGGGAGGUCAUCACCUCCUCCAUAGAGGACGACCUGAACCGCUUGCCACUGGAGGAGAGACUGGCAUGUUUGGAGAGGGAGGAGCAGCAGGAGGAGCAACAAGGGGAACAGCUGAAAAAAUGGGAGAAAGUGGGGAACAUUAAUCCCUCUGCGCAACAGGACAAUCCAGCAGAGGAAGACAAAGCUGAAGUAGGGGUACCUGGAGGGAAAGGCACGGCCCCACUGGGUGAUUACAACAACGCAGUGUCUAAACUAAGCGCUGCUCUUAAUUCUCUUCAGAACGAUAUGCAACGCCUCUCAGAGCAGCAGAACCAGCUGAUGAGGAAGAAAGCGGCUGCCAACAACCAGGCUUGGGUCAUCCCUCCGAGCUCCAAACCAACAAAUGCCCCUUCUCGUCUGUCAAGGGACUUUACUCGUGACCGACCCUCUACCUCUUCCUCUCCUUCCCCAUCACGCAAGAAAGCAAGUCACACCGCACCCCCAAAAUCACCUGGGUCCCACCGAAGGGUGCAAUCUGCACCUCCGAAAAGCCCCAAACUGCACCAGCACUCUCGGCCUGCAGAGCUCAAGACGCCUGCUUCCACACGAUUUAUAACUCUUCCUCAGAGUGUGGAAAACCUCCCUCACUUACGAAGAGGCUCACCGUGGCAGUAUGGGGACCAUAAUUCAUCUUCUUUCAGCAUAGGCACACCCAAUCAGAGUGAAUCCCGUUCAGCUUCCUCCUUAGCCAGACCUGAAGACAACUUCUCAGACACCGGCUCUAGUGAGGACCAUAUAAUCUUUAGUAUGGACCUGGAGGGCGGAUCCUCUCAGGCUCUUUCCCGAAAGGAGCGUCAAGGUGGCAGCAGCUCAGGAGCUCCUUCUGAAUGCUCUUUUGAAAGUGAUGUUCCUGCAGCGGCUUUCAACAGCAAGCGUGGCAGCCUUAUCGAGAUCUCUUUAUCCUCUCUGAAAGCACUGGAAGGUGAAGAGGCUGAUCAGAGCCAGGACAUUUUCUCAGACUCAAUGAGUGACCAGACAGAGCCAGAAAUAAGGGGAGGAGUUGGAUUUUUCUAUAAGCAGGAAGAAGCUCGACCUGAGGAUGAGAUGGCUCAGAAAAGAGCUGCAUUACUUGAGAAACAACAGAAAAGAGCAGAGGAAAUGAAGAGACGAAAACAGGAGCAAGAAAGAGAGAGGGAGGCGAGCAGGUCUUCUUUAGUGGAUGACUCCUGUAAAGGGGAGGAGAGACCCCAGACUCCUUGCACUCCUCCACCUCCCCGCACCCCUCCACCAGAGGGCACACCUCAGCGCCGUGGAGACUUUACCCGCCAAGAGUACGAACGGCGUCAUCAGCUUAAAAUAAUGGAGGACCUAGAUAAAGUUCUCCGCCAGAAGCCCACUACGGUCAGAGGGGUCAAAAAGCAGAGGCCCAAAACCGUGUUUAGAGAUGACUCCGACCUUUCCCGCAGCCCUGCCAAAGGGUUAAUGGGUUCUAGGCUAAAUAAAGUUUACUCCCAUUCGACAACGAAUCUGUCCUCAAUGGCCAAUGACAGCGGGACCCUAAGUGUCAGGAAAUCUCCAAGUCGGUCUCAUUCACCAUCCAGACUGAUGUCUCCAGGCCGUCUUGCUGCGCAGAAUGGUGACUGGGAAAAUGGAUCUACUAUUUCAUCCCCGGCCUCCAUCCCAGAAUACACUGGGCCUAAACUCUACAAGGAGCCAAGCUUCAAGUCCAAUAAGUUCAUUAUCCAUAAUGCCAUUUCACGGUGUUGUUUGGCAGGCAAGGUCAACGAACCCCAAAAAAACAAGAUUGUAGAGGAAAUGGAGAAAAGCACUGCAAACCAUUUCCUCAUCCUGUUCCGGGACGCCAGCUGUCAGUUUCGGGCAGUGUACACCAUGAACCUUGAGACGGAGGAGAUGGUCCGGCUAACAGGCGUCGGCCCACGUGUCAUUAGUCCCUCUAUGGUGGAGUCCAUCUACAAGUACAGCUCUGACCGCAAGCAGUUCACAGCCAUCCCCUCCAAGACCAUGUCCAUGAGUGUGGAUGCCUUCACCAUUCCCAGUCACCUAUGGGAGCGCAAACGCCCGGGAACCCCAAAGAAGCUCGGGACCCCAAAAUAAAACCUGCUGGAAAUGCCAUCAAUGCCUGAGCUGGCCCUGACACCCCAGGUUUCUCUGCCUUCUCUGGCACUGAAAAGUAUGUGCCAGGAGAAAGAGUGGGGUAAAAAAACAAGGCCCUAAAACUAAAAAACAGUCAAUCAACUGCUGUCAUAGGUUUGUGGUUGGCGAGUGUGCAAAGCCUGUGUAUUUAUCUAACAGGUCAAAUUCUAAAGAUCUACUCUGAAAUCUCCAUUGCCAUAUCUUUAAGGUAACCCAAGUGACUAUAGAAGACACAUUGCAAAGAAAUGGACAGAUUGAUUUUCUAAGAUUGUAUGAAAACUAUCGUUGAUUGUGAAAAUCUAGGUAAAUCUUCCAAUUUCACCAUUCAAAAAUAUUGAAUGUCUUCAUAAUGGCGAGAACAACCACAGCUCUUAGAAAUGUUACUGUCCUCCGGCUCCUCUCCUCCUUUUCUUAAAUAACUGGAUCCUUUGAGGUGUAAAAGGAUGCCCCUGAUGAAAUCAGAUCAACACUCUUCUUUGAUGAAUGUAGGGCACAAACCAACACAGGCCUUCUUAAUGUGUAUCAUCAUCAGCCGCUCAGUCUUUUGGGACUCAAUGUAAAACUGUAUUACAAGGGGGCACAGCCACUCUGCUAUUCGUCACAUAGUAAGAAAAUGUCUCAUUCUGCUGUUCAUUUAGAGUCUGUCUUGCUCUCUAAUACAAACGCUUUGUCUUCUGGCCUACCUAAAGUCAGCUGUAGACAUCUGGAUGAUUGUUUUCUUACUACUUCUGACUUAAUCUAACUGGAUCAUUCAAGCUUUUGGACCUCAGGAGAGCACGUUAAAAAAAAAUUCUCAAAUAUUUUUCCUUCCCAUUUGCUUUAAUGAAGAAUGAAUGAAAAAAAUGAAAAAGCAACAAGAUUCCAGAACAUGCAGUUGAUUUUUCCAUUAAAUGUGCUCUAAAUAGUGAAGGUCUUUUUACUCUGUUUAGCUAUAACUGGUAAAAAGGAAAAAAGUUUAGGCAAAUUUAAUAUACUGUAUAUUUGAAUGCUGUUUAUUGCUCGUUCUUUAAUUUUUGACAAUUAUUUGUAUAUUGUGAAGAUUUGUAAGCGAUGAAUAAGCUACCCUGCUGCUUCAAUCCUUGAGCUGGAUGUCCUGGUGUGAUCUAUGUAUGAAAAGGACAGGAGAGAGAGUGAGAUGGAUUGCGAGAGACAAUAAAUGGCAAGCGUAUGUGAUUUAACUCGCUUAUUUACCCUGAGCUGAAUGAACAAUUGUCCUGCGGGAGCAAAUAGUGAUAUACCUAUAGUGAUCACCAACAUAUAGUGAUAUAAAACAAACACUAACAGAUAAUGAUAAAAGGCAAAUCAGAUUCCCUGGUGUCUGCAGCCUUAAAUUAUUAUUAUAUUGUUUCUAUUAACUAUGAUCUAUGAAUCGGCUCCAAACAGUCUAACUUGGCCUUAUUCUUUCCUUGAACGGCAUUAGUGGUCUGUCUUUUUGUAUAAAAUGGGCAUUUAGUCUGUUUCUCUUCAUUAAAGCACUAAAGUAACUGAUUCAAUCAGGCCACGAUCUCCUACCUAUGGAGAACUAGAUGAAGUACUCUAGUACGGAUUCGCUGUAAAAUGUUUAUAUUUUUGUAAAGAGCAAAAAAAAAAAAAAAAAAAAAUGGUUGAAUGAUGUUUCUGUGCCAAAUGAAUGGAAGAGAUGUGUGUAGGCUGCAUGUGUGUCUGUUGGUGAGAACAUGAUGGGUAAAUGUAACUGGAUUCUGUGCAAUUUCUAUAGAAUGUUAGGUCACCUAAGGUGUAUUUAUUGGGUAAGGAUUAAGCUAGAGUUAUUUUCUUUUAGUUUCAGAUUUUAUAUUUAUGUUCUGUCAAAGGUGGUAAUUCACUUGUUUGUUUCAUGAAGCACAUUGAAUUUUUGCAUUUUCCUUUGCUGUUUCCAUGUUAAUGUUGGUAGAUUAGUUUUUUCUUCUCCCUAAAUCUUUGAUUACGGAUCAAUCCCAUGUGACUGGAUGUGGAUUAGAAAAAAUAAACUUUUUAAUAAUCUCAA
Molecule: messenger RNA, 6660 nt
Organism: Myxocyprinus asiaticus (Chinese sucker)
Lineage: Eukaryota; Metazoa; Chordata; Actinopteri; Cypriniformes; Catostomidae
Product: calmodulin-regulated spectrin-associated protein 3-like
Exons: 18
Coding region: 345-4637 (1430 amino acids)
Biological process (GO): negative regulation of microtubule depolymerization; cytoplasmic microtubule organization; neuron projection development
Cellular component (GO): microtubule minus-end
Molecular function (GO): calmodulin binding; spectrin binding; microtubule minus-end binding
Source: RefSeq, a predicted model, not a curated record